Miscanthus lutarioriparius is the source of this 2667-nucleotide messenger RNA. The record is from the annotation of a GenBank genome assembly. Lineage: Eukaryota; Viridiplantae; Streptophyta; Magnoliopsida; Poales; Poaceae.
AUGGUGGAGGAUCCUGCCGCGGAACAGGAGAUGCGGCAGCUGGAGGACCGGCUCAGGGAGGUCGGGGAACGGCUGCAGGCGCCUCCCGACGACGCGGAGGACCUGCUCAACCUCCUCAUCGUGAGCCCGCUCCUCCUUAGCGCUUCUUCUCCUCUCGUUGAUUGUUAUGCAUAUGUUAGGACUGCGCUUCUACGAUGUGUCGUGUUUGCCGGCGCGGUUACGGCUCUGUUCGCAUCGAGUAUGAGUAGGAACCGGGUGAAUGUUGUGCUCUUACCUGUUGUUCGCGAUAUGUUGAUUGGUUGGGUCGCGGAUGAAAUGCUACUCGGCCUGAAAGAGCUGCUGGGCCAUGCUGAUUCAAAUGUUAGACUUGGCGUGGCAUCAUGCAUAUCUGAGAUCACACGGAUCACGGCACCCGAUGCUCCAUAUGAUGACGAUGCAAUGAAGGAUGUAUUCUCUUUAAUUGUGGGGGCCUUCAAGCAUCUGGAUGACAUAGAGAGCCCCUUCUUUGGAAGGAGAACUUCAAUUCUUGAUACUGUGGCAAAAGUUCGGUCCUGUGUGGUGAUGCUAGAUCUUGAAUGUGAUGAUUUGAUAAAUGAUAUGUUCCAUCACUUCUUGAGGACUGUUAGUUCUGGACAUUCAGAAGCCGUCAUAUCCUGCAUGGAAACAAUAAUGAGAUUGGUAAUUGAGGAGAGUGAGGAUGUCCAACCACAGAUUGCUUCAUGUCUACUCCAAAAUGUUAGAAAAGAAGAAAAGGAAUCUUCUUCACCUUCCUUUGAGCUUGCUGAAAAAGUGAUAGACACAUGCCGUGAAAAACUGAAGCCAGUCUUUCUGCAAUCACUAAAAGGCACUUCCUUGAGCGAAUACAGCCAAAUUGUCGCAUCAGUUUGUGAAGAGGUUUCAGAUGACAGGGAAGAUAACAAUGCUGAUCCUUCUGGGAAGGACGCGGUGGAUGAUGGCAAGCUCUCCGAAAGGACUAUUUCUGAUGAAUUACCUCAGGAAUCUUCAAAGGCUGAGCAAGAUGUUAGCCGUCCUGAACAGGAUGGUACUUCUAUGAAUGGUAAUACAGGUACUGCUAUUAGCAGUGGUACUACUCCACCUGAUACUGGUGAGUCUGAUGAUCAAGGACCUCCUUCCACAAAGAAGAUUGAACAACCUUGCAAUGCUGAAAACAUAGCAGAUGCUGAUCAGUUGAAAUCUGACCACAAUGAAGGUGCUGAGUCCAAUGCUGCAAAGCCCAAAAAGAAAGCUUCCCUUGAUUCAGACAAAAGUACUAAGCUCAAACCGUCUGAUAAAUGUGAAGCAACUGUGCAUUCUGAUGCUGACACUAAAAAGGAAGAUCUUGUAGCAUCAGCCGAGGGUACAAAUGGAGCAGCUGAUGAUGCAUCAAGGCCUGCUGAUAGUACACCUAAACCAAAGCGAGGCCGUCCUCCUGGCCCAAAGUCAUUGCAGAAGAAAGCUGCUGGAAAGGAUCAAUCUUCAGUUUUGGAUUUGAAAAAGGUCAAGGAGGCAGGUGAAUCAGCCAGGAAGUUGGCGAAACGAUCAGCUAAGGAUGAGAAGUCUUCCGCAAAGAAGGCUGGUGAAGGAGAAUCAUCUAAGAAGACUCAAAAGAGCAAUUCGAAACAGCAGAAGGAUGAAACUCUUUCUGAGGAUGAUCCUGCCAAGGAUCUGAGCUUAAAGGAAAUGAUAUCGCCGAAAUCUUCAACCAAGGGCCCAGGUAGAACCAAAGGGCAAACCACAGAGAAUAGCACACCUAAGAUGAAGGAAGAACAAGAAACUGAAGAGCCUCCUCGUUCAAGGAAAAGCAAAGGCCUUGAUAGAAGUCUAGUUGGUGCAAGGAUCAAAGUUUGGUGGCCAGAUGAUAAGAUGUUCUACAAUGGUGUUGUGGAGUCAUUUGAUUCUGUUUCUAAGAGGCACAAGGUCGCAUAUGAUGACGGGGAUGUAGAGGUACUACUGCUGAGGGAUGAAAAGUGGGAAUUCAUCAGUGAGGAGAAGGGAGCUUCUGUGGCAUCUGAAACGCCACGAGGCAGAAAAAGAAAAGCGGACGCGGUGAAGGAAGAAAAUACAGAAACACCUAAAAGUGAUGCUGUGGAUCCUCCAAAGAAAAGAGGGCGUCCAAAAGGUGUGCGAUCCAGCAAUGGGACACCUAGUAACUCAGCUACUCCGAGCACAAAGGGGAAAACUGCUGGCAAGGAUGCCAAAGAAACACCUAAAACUGGCACCAACCUUAAGAAGGAACUUGAGAAGAGCUCCAAGGACAAAGCUAGUGUAUCAACUGAGACAAAGGAUGAAUUGCCUAAAGAUGAUAAGAGUACGAGCAAACCUAAGGAGGCUAUUAGCAAAGGCAAGGGUUCAAAAGAUGAAGGCAAGUCCACUGAAGGAAAAGCUAGGCCUGGUCGGAAACCAAAAAAUGCUGGUACUCCGGCGAAGAGUGAUGCUGACAAGGAGAAGCGGAAGGAGAAAGAAGUCAAGGCUGCUGAAAAAAGAGCAGGAGGCAUCAGGAAAUGCUUCUACAGGAAAGAAGCGCAGAAGGAAGGCUUGAAGUUAACGCUGAUGAACUUCUCUUGUAAAUGGAUGUGCUCCCUAGAUUUGCUCCUUAAGGCAGAGGUAUUGGCGCUGCACCAUGUAUUAUUGAGUGUUAACUCGAAAUUUCGUCUGAUUGAUCUUUAG